AUGUCGGGCCACGGCAGCGAGCAUGGAGUGCCGGCAUUCAUGCACCUUGCCAACACUGCAGCCGUGCACGAAAUAUCGGUGCGGCGGCGGCGGCUGCACAUCAUAGCCAUUGGACUUUACGCCGGGCCGCACUGGAUCGAGAUCUUCAUGCGCCUCGCCGCCCACUUCUCCUCCCCCCCUUUCCUCCCCGCCACCGCUGCCACAGCCAAUGGGCAUCCGCCAAGUGGCAUCCCAGGUGGGGGAGCAGGGGCAGUACCGAAUGGAACUGGUGGGGAUGUGAGCGGUGUUCAGGGCAGAGCAGGGGCGUUCGGAGCAGGUUCAACUGGGGGAGGUGCGGCUGCAGAUGCACCUGUGGCAGGCAGAAAUAGCUUUACCAGCAGCGGCAGCAGUGGUAGCACGCACCCGACAACUCCCUCCGCACCUCUUUCACACGCUACUCCCCCCUCCCGCCCCACGGCCCAUGUGAAAGUCACAGCCGUUGAUUUUGGGUUCGUCAGUCUGGAGGACUAUCCAACGGGCCUGGUGCAUCUGGGCGGGCAGUACCUGGAGCAGGUGGCAUCUAUGCUCGGCCUCUCCCUGUCGUUUCACGGCAUGGAAACCACGCCACACGACUUCCACCCGUCACAAGUGGAGGUGGAUGAAGGCGAGGAGGUAGUGGUGCUGGCCAAUUGGGGCCUCAUGGUCUUUCCAGACAACACGGUGCUUCGCUCCAAUCCCCGGAACGCGAUUCUCAAGUGGAUUCGGGACCUGCGCCCGCUGCUCCUCCUCCAAGUAGACGCCGAUCUAGACGCCAACGGGCCCUUCUUCCUCUCGCGCUUCCACGCCGCGUUCGCCAACUUUGCUGCGCUCGUCGAGUCCUUUGAUGCCACCAUGCCGCACGCCGCCACGCAGCGCUGCAUUGCGGAGUCCAUCCUGGCGCGGGACUUAAUCAACGAGGUGGCAUGCGAGGGCAUGAACAGAUGGCUGCGCUCGGAGCGGCUCGAGAUGUGGGUGCAUCGGAUGAGAGCGGUGGGGCUGGAGCCGGUGCCGAUAGGGCCGGACACAUUGGCUGCUGGGAAGGCGAUCACGGAGGGAAAGGACAAGAGGUUCCGGCUGGAAGUGCAUGUCAUGAGCGGCGGGCCGUUCACAGUCGUUGUCUCUGAUGACCUGGCGCUAGCCGACGUUGAGCAUUGGCUGUCGUUCGACGAAGCCGCUCUGCCUCCUUCGCCUUCCAUCGACGACCCAAUCUUGCAGACGCAAGGUCUCCCGGAGUUGCCGUUUACUACCCUAGAUCCGUCUCUCGCUUUCCUAGGCGAUGAUGCUCCUAUAGGAGUGGGCGGGCUCAGGGGGCCUUCCACCGAUCCUCCCUCCGCUCCCCCCCCGUGCAAGCUGCCUCGGCGCCCCCCGGACCUCUCCUCCCGCCUCGCCGCCGUGCUGCAAAACAUCAACCCGCCGCGCCCUGCGCCGUCCCCCUGGCCACCCUUCCCCCGCUCGACCAAGCCGGACCUUUCUUCUCCUGCCACGCCCGCAGCUCCCGCCGCGCCUGCAGCUCCCUCCUCUGCCAGUGCAUGUACUGCUGCAGCUCGGUCGGUCGCCGUGCCGGGAUUAUCCGCAGCGGUAGCAGCAGCGAUUCUACCAGCACCACCUACAGCAGCAGCAAAAGCAACAACAACAGCAGCAGUAGCAGCAGCAGCAUCAUCAGCAGUAGCAGCAGCAGCAUCAUCAGCAGUAGCAGCAGCAGCAGUAGCGGUAGCAGUAGCUUCUGCAGUGUCUUGUAUAAAUACGCCUGAGACCAGGUUUGUGGUUGGAGGCAGUCGGGAAGACGCGGGUCGUCCCAUGGGCUCAACACUGCUCGCCUCUGCUGUUCGCACUAGCGACGCUGCUGCGUAUGGAUAUGACCAGCGAGUGCAGUGGCCAGCAUCCUUUUCGGACAACAGUGCACUCAGCAGAAUUCGCGUCAGUACGGCGCGCAGCAACCCACUGAGGACUUCCCGGGGCAGUGCAGAGCAGAGCGGAGCAAGCAGGGCGUCUGUCGCCGCCCCCCACGUUAUUGCAUUCGGCCCCGAGAGGCCUCUGCGAGUGGAUAUGUCAGGCAUGCUGCCGCGGCCGAUGAGUGGCGCGAGGGAGGGCAUGCUGAAGCAGCAGCUCAUGGCUCUCGCUGAAGCCAUGGCCGUUGAUGACUCGGUGCGUGGGGCUCGUGUCAAGUGGGGAAUGGGAUGCUUAGUGCGGUGGCGGCAGUUCAUGCGGCAGGUGCAGAGGGAGGCGGCACCGGGGGGGGACACGCUGCAGCGUAUCGCCUUCCAUGCGCUGGAGGCGCUGCAGGCGCGCAUGGAUGGCACCGCGCUCACCCGAUGGUGCACCCCCUUGCAAAUCACCCUUCAGGAUUCCAUGGCAGUGUUGGGCCACGGCAACGAGCAUGGAGUGCCGGCAUUCAUGCACCUCGCCAACAUUGCAGAAAUGCACGAAAUCCCGGCCUCUUUCCCUGCCUCUGCCUCAGCCUCGGCAAGCCACUCCGUGCGGCGGCGGCGGCUGCACAUCAUAGCCAUUGGACUCUAUUGCGGGCCGCACUGGAUCCAAAUCUUCAUGCGCCUUGCCACCCACUUCUCCUCCCCACCUCUCCUCCCCGCCACCGCCACCACCGCCAAUGGGCAUGCGCCAAGUGGCAUCCCAGGUGGGGGAGCAGGGGCAGUACCGAAUGGAACUGGUGGGGGUGUGAGCGGUGUUCAGGGCAGAGCAGGGGCGUUUGGGGCAGGUAUACCUGGGGGAGCCGUUGAUUUCGGGAUCAUCAAAGUGGAGGAGUAUCCAACAGGCCUGGUGCAUCUGGGCGGGCAGUACCUGGAGCAGGUGGCAUCUAUGAUGGGCCUCUCCCUGUCAUUCCAUGGCAUAGAAACCAACCCACUCGACUUCCACCCGUCGCAAGUGGAGGUGGAUGAAGGGGAGGAGGUGAUAGUGCUGGCUAAUUGGGGCCUCAUGGUCUUUCCAGAUGACACAGUGCUGCGCUCCAACCCCCGCAACUCUAUCCUCAAGUGGAUCCGCGACCUGCACCCGCUGCUCCUCCUCCAGGUUGACAUUGAUUUGGAUGCCAACGGGCCCUUCUUCCUCUCGCGCUUCCACGCUGCGUUCGCCAACUUCGCGGCGUUCAUCGAGUCAUUUGAUGCUUCCAUGCCGCACUCUGCCUCGUCACGCUUUGCAGCGGAAACCAUUCUCGCGCGGGAUUUAAUGAACGGGGUCGCAUGCGAGGGCAUGAACCGAUGGCUGCGGUCGGAGCGGCUCGAGAAAUGGGUGCAUCGGAUGAGAGUGGUGGGGCUGGAGCCGGUACCUUUAGGGCCGGACACAGUGGCGGCUGGGAGGGAGAUCACAGAGGGGAAGGACAAGAGGUUCAGGUUAGAAGUGCAUGCUGAGACGGGCGCCCUGCAGCUCAGCUGGCGCGGUGUCCCGAUGAUCUUCGUAGCCGCCUGGAGAUGA
Closterium sp. Naga37s-1 is the source of this 3444-nucleotide messenger RNA. The record is from the annotation of a GenBank genome assembly. Lineage: Eukaryota; Viridiplantae; Streptophyta; Zygnematophyceae; Desmidiales; Closteriaceae.